AUGCUCGCUGGGGGGCCAGCAGCCGGCACGUGCAGAGCGUCACCCUUGCGUGAAUUGUGUCCAGACUCAGGAGAUGCGGGAAAGGAAGGGAUGGUGUACUCCAUCAUCGUGGCGCUCAACAUCGUCGGGCUCGCUUACGUCGUGUUCUCGUGCUACUUCACGCACGCGGUGGUCCCGAGGCUCAGGGGCGAGGUGAGCUGCCGCCUGGCCGCCCCGCUAUCGCGGGCGCUGGCAAGCGCCAGCUGGUCGGUCGAGGCCCACUACGUUCAAGCUGGCAGACAACAACGAGACGAGACGGCUGUCGCACGGUGCACGUGCUGCAUCCCAGGAUGGAUAUGGUUGGACUUCGUGCCCCUCUCCGCGCAAGUCCUGGAAGAGGGCCGAGGGCCGAGCAGAACGGCCAAGCCUGAGUUGGGCACCUCCACUGGGCGCUCCCUCCCCUCCCCCUCCUCCUCCUCCUCCUCUUACCCUGUUCGCGUCCUCCUCCACGGUCUCGGACGAGAGGGCGGCGCUGUGCGGCUGACCGUGCGGCGCUGA
This is a messenger RNA of Prorocentrum cordatum, 537 nucleotides long. The record is from the annotation of a GenBank genome assembly. Lineage: Eukaryota; Dinophyceae; Prorocentrales; Prorocentraceae.